AUGAUAAAAUCCAUUGGAGACUAUUAUGAAUGCAACUCGUUUCGAACAUGCUGCUCUGCCAGUUCUGCCUGCCAUCACCUGACCUUCCCGCUGGGCCACCGCUUCCUCGCCAGCCUCCAAAAUUCUGCAACAUCCGCGCCCGCACCAGUCCCUCCUCCAGCUCUUAUCGGUUCCUGUUCCUGUCUCGUUUUCUGUCGUUUACGGAUCGCCGUCGUCUGCAAUCCGGGUACGGGAGAUCUCCGCACUGUCGAGAAUGUGCAAGGCGAGAUCUACCUAGACCUCGCUGACAGUGCUUUGACUUUUCUCUCACGCCAACCCGAGUCAGAGCGACCACUCCCAAACACUUUUUUCUCACCCACCCCUCUUAUCGCCCGUAUCAAAGCCCGCUCGCCGUCACAUUGCAGCUCCGCUCAACAGCAAUACCACACAUUCUUCCAGUGCUUGACUGAUCACCCUACUUCCACUACCCUCUGA
Penicillium lagena is the source of this 474-nucleotide messenger RNA. RefSeq lists its product as uncharacterized. The transcript has a single exon. NCBI's taxonomy places the organism in Eukaryota, Fungi, Ascomycota, Eurotiomycetes, Eurotiales, Aspergillaceae. Bases 1 to 474 code for a protein of 157 amino acids. The record is from RefSeq and is a predicted model, not a curated record.